AUGAACGAGGCGGACCGAUACAGUCUGGAGGCUCUGAGGAACAUCCACAGAGAGAUGGAUGACGACCAGGAUGGAGGGAUAGAGGUGGAGGAGAGCGUGGAGGUACGUACUGGGGUUUUUGGGGGCCCCUUUGGGGCCCCCCCCAAAGGAGAACGCCUACCUGCCCAAUGAAGUGCCAACUGGGAACAUUUGGUGGAGUAAAUCUUCUGGGGCUGUUUUUCAAAUGUUCCUACCCCCGCCAGUGGGGAAACUUUUUCCAAACAGACUUUACCUUCUGGUUUAAUUUUGGUAAAACGGGGGGAAGGCCCCUUCUUUUAGCUAAAAUGCUUGACAAAAAACCAUACAAAGGUUUUUGGUCUUUAAGAACCUUUUUCCCUGCCGGGUUGAUAAAUUUUAUUUUGGGAAGCCCCAACCCAGGCCUUUUUUUCACCCAAAGGGACGCCCUUAACCCAAAACUGCGUUUUUAAACUAAAAAUUUAAAAUGGAUUUGGGAUAGGAAAAUCCAAACCAAAAUGAGAUUUUAUGAAUGCAGAAGGGCCCAACUUUUUAUGAGGUUUAUUGACCCUUUUCUCAAAAUGGGGAAAGGUUUUUGGGUUUUUUUCCUUUCCCUUUGAAAAAAAAAACACCUACAAGGGGGGAUGCUUUAAAAAAAAAACCUUUCCAGAGAAAGAUUGGAAAUUUUGGGACCCAAUAAUUUUUUAAUUAGAAGACAAAAAUAUAACCCCUGCUUUUUUUUUUAAAAAAGGAAUUAUGGUUUAAAUUCCCGACCGUGGGAGGGGUCCCUAAAAUUUUAAGUUUUGCCCUUUUGGGGGUUUUGGUUUGGGGUUUCCCUUCCCUUUUGGCGGGGAAGGGGCGCCGGGUUGUCCGGGGCCGGUUUGGUUGGGGUUUUUUUUUUUUGUCUUUUAGUUCCUGGGGGUUUUUGGGGAAACCCAACCGGGGGGGCGGGGGCCUGGGGGGGGGCGUUGGGGUCGGGUCGCUGGUUUUUUGGGGGUGUCUGUUUUUUUUUUCCCUUUUUUUUUUUUUAACCCAAGGGGCUCCUGGGUGGGGUUGGAAAAAAGCUUUUUUCGGGCUUUUUUUUUUUUUUGCCCCUUUUGGGCCCUUUCUUUAAAUUUGUUGGGGUUUAUGACGUUGAUUAAAAACAAAUUAAACCCAUUUAAAAUAAAAUUAAAAUGGGGGGUUGGCUUUUGGGGUCAAAAAAAUUUUAAAGGAAGGCCUAGGGUUUGCGUUACCGUGGAGAUGGGGGGGGGGGUUUGGGAGAUUCCUGUCCCCUCACAUAGGAAUCGAAUUAACAGCCAAGGAAUUCCAAGUGGUAAAACGCAAACCCAAACCCCCGCACACCCACACCACACAAAACACCACACCACACACACCCCCAACACACAACACCCAACCCCACCCCACACACACACAACCACACACCACACACACACACCCCGCACCACCCGGCACACCCCCCAAACACACACCCACACCAAACAAAACCCCCCAACAACACCAAAAACAAAAAACAAAAAAAGGUAAUUUUUUUAAAAAACCGGGGGUUUUUGGGGUUUUGUUUGGGUUUUUGGUUUUGGGUUUUUGGGGGGUUGGGUUUUUUGGGGGUUUGUUGUUUGUUGGGGGGGGGUUUGUGUUUUGGGGGGGUUGGGUUUUUUGGGGGGUUUUUAGGGGGGGGGUGUGAAAUCUCUCUUGUGUGUUAGACAUUUUCCUUUUGAUAUUAAGCUGCAAGCUUUUCAUAAUCCUGGUGUGCAUGCUGCUUAGGGUGUGUGUGUUGUGUGUUGUGUUGUUGUUUUUUGUGUGUGGGGUUGGUUUGUUUUUGUGGGGGUGUUGUGUGUUGUGCUGUGUGGUGUAUUUUUGGGGUUUGUGUGUGUUGUUUUUUGGGGCUGGUUUGCAUCAAAAGGGACAAAGCAAAAACCCCCCCAAAAACCCCAAAAAACCUUCACGAGAGGCCCCAACAUCACCAUAGAAGAACUGUGGAGGGUGGAAUUCUCAAAGGUCCUUUUGUGUGUUGUUUUGGGGAUUAAAAUAUUAUAAAUUCACAUUUUUCCAAACCAACCUCCCCCCCCCCGCCCUCCUCCCCUUUCCCCUUCCCUCCCCCUCCCCCUCCCCUCCCCCCCCCCCUUCCCUUCUCCCCCCCCCUCCCCCCCCCCCCCUCCUCCCCCCCCCCUUCCCCCUCCCCAAAAUUUCCCCCCCCCCCCCUCCCCUCCCUACAGUCCAUAAAUGGACUCAGGGGAGGUGUUGGGGGGCUCAGGAAUUUGUAGAGCUGCCUCAGUACGAAAAAUUAAAAACUUCAGAGCAAAAGGCAACCCCCCCCCAGGGGAAGCCAACAAAAACCCAAGGCACUUCCCCGGUGGGCGGCCAAACAGAAAACUUCUUUCUAAACUUACUGCCCCCCAGGUUUUAACCAAAACCCCAGUUACAAUGUCCUUUGAUUUUAGCGGGGUAAACAAAAACAAAUCCCAGAGCUGAAAAAACCCUUUCUAAAAACAAAAAAAAAAAAGAAACACGUCCAAUCGAACCCUUUAAAUUUAACCCUUUUUAUUCCCGUUAACAGAGCGUGUUUUGGGAUUGGGGCAGGGAACCCAAGAGCCGCCUGAGUGGGCCCCUGAAGAUCCUGGACCCGAAGGACAAACAGAAACCAACAUCAAGCUUGGAAAGUGGGCGUUUUGGGGCCCUAUAAGUGUGUAGACAGUAUUUCACACCACACACCACACAAAAACACACCCCACACACACACACACACACACAAAAACACACACACACACACCCAACACAAAAACCCAAAAGACACACCACACACACACAACACCCAACACACACACCACACCCACACACGAGGCUAAAAGGUUUGGGGGGAAUGUUUUUUGGUUUAUAUUUUAAGAAGGGAUUAGUUUUGAUUUAAGAGGUUGGUUGUUUAAAGGGUUUUGGUUUUUAAAUUUUUAAAAGGGGUUGCCACUGAAGAAAGCGAAAAAAAAUUAAAAUUUUUUACCCUCCCCCCCCCCCCCCCCCCCCCCCUUCCUCCCCCCCUACCCCCCCCCUCCCCCCUUUCCCCCCUUUUCCCCUCCUCCCCUUUCCCCCUUUCCCCCCACAUUUUCCCCCCCCUUCCCCCUCCCCCUCCCUCCCCUUUCCUCUCCCCCCCCUUCCUUUCCCCCUCCUCCCCCCCCCCCCCCCCCCCCCCCCCCCCCCUCCCCCCUCCUCGUUCCCCCCCCCCUCCCCCCCCCAUAACCCCCCCCUUCUGAAGGUUUUCUGUGCUGGAUUUGGGGGUAGGAGGCUGCUGGUUCUCCCAGGUCCAGAACAAAGCUUCUAAAGUCCACAUCUCUAAAAUGAUGAAGGACCUAGAGAGUCUGCAGAGGCUGGUCGCCUCAAGAAAUCAGGAACAGGGAUUUAUGAGUCUGUUCCGAUAAAGUGUGUUUGUCCGCAACCUUUUUUUUCCUGCUAACCUGUGUUUGUCCUGCUAACCUGUGUUUGUCCUGCUAACCUGUGUUUGUCCUGCUAACCGUAUUUGUUCCCUAAAACCCUUGGUUUUUUGCUACCCUGUUUUCCUGCAACCUUUUUGUCCCCUAACCGGGUUGUUCUAACCCUUUUUUUCCGUAAACCGUGUUUGUCCUGCUAACCCCGUUUUGUCCUCUAACCUUGGUUUUUCCCGUAAACCCGGUUUGCCCCCCUAAACCCGAUUUGUCCCCCAACCCCGGUUUUUUCCCGUACCCCGGUUUUCCUGAACCUGUUUGUCCGCUAACCCCGUUUUGUCCCCGCAACCGUGUUUUUUCCUGCAAACCCGUAUUGCCAAAACCGGGGGGCCGCAACCUGGGCCGGGAACCGGGCCGGGAAACCGUGGUUUUUCCGCAAAACCGGGGGCCCCGAACCGGGGCCGCAACCAGCCGAAGGGGGGGAACCGGGGGCCACCGAGGCCGCAACCCGGCCGCAACCGGGCCGCAACGGGGGCCGAACGUGGGGCCGCCGGGGAAACACCGGAGCAGGCCCAAGGAGAAAAGCGAACGGGCGGAGGGAAAAAAAACCGGGAGAAAAAGGGGGGAUCGGGAGCUACGGACAUACGCCCACCCCCAGACCGACCCACAACUGAGGCAGACGAGAACGAGAGGGCUGGACGGAAGACACCACCGACAACCAACCAACCAACCGAACCACCUAACCCCAAACCACCCCACCGACCAACCUACCAACCUAACCUACCUAACACCCAAAACCAACCAAACCAAAAACCCAACCGACCUUGCCUACCUUACAACCUUUUAUCCCUAAUUAUCUUACCUUAAAACCCAACCUAACCUUCCUGACCUACCCUAAACCUACCCAACCUUACCCUUUUCCCCGCCCUUACCACCUUAACCUAACCCCCUUCCUUACCUAAACGCUUACUUACCUUGCCUUGCCUUGCCUUGCCUUGCCUUGCCUUGCCUUAAUCUUAGCUAACCAUAACCUAACCAUAGCUAACCCUAACCUUACUAGCGAACUCUAAAACCCAACUGAGCCGCCUCGAUCGUGCAGAUGGAGGCGCUGUAACAGGUAAGGUUUUUCCUUCGCUGUCCUCUGUGUCCUGCUGUCCCACAUUUAGUUACAUUUCUUCUGCCCCAGCCUUCAGCUUUAUAGCAAACCAAGUGGCAGGGCUGUUUGGUGGUUUUUCAAAUUAAGGAGUGGGCCUUUAACCGCCUUUGAUCUUCCAAACACAUGCUAUUUGGUAACCAGUUCCAUCUCCUGUGUGAAGCAAGUCCACAGUGUAGGAAACACUAUCAGCAUUGGGUAAAGGCUGGUGAAAACGGUCAAUCCAUCCAUCAAUCGAAGUCUCUAACCCAUCCCUUCUCCUGUGUGUGUGUGUGACUGUGUGUGUGUGUGUCUAGGUGCGUGGAGCGUUAAAGAGGGCAGAGAAGGACAUGAUGGCUCACUGGUCUGUCCCGGAGGCCCUACAGCUCUGGCUGCAGCUGACCCACGAGGUGGAGGUGCAGUAUUACAACGUCAAGAAACACAGUGCAGAGCUGCAGCUCAACACAGCCAAGGAAGAGGUAGGGGACAACUCAUUAUCUGGUUGAUUAGUUGAUCGGUUGAUAUGUUCAGUACUGCCACGUCAAGAAACACAGUGCAGAGCUGCAGCUCAACUCCGCUAAGGAGGAGGUAGGAGAGAGACGUAACCCAAUCAGUUUAUUGAUUCACCGAUUGACUGUUCACUGACUUCAGGAGGAAAGAACAUAGUGGGACAAUUAUAGUUCAAACUACAUGAAGACCUUCUAAAUGACAAAUUAAAUCUUCUGAAGGUUCUUUACAACGACAUGAACAAGAGAAUGCAUUAAACAAGUCAUCUGUCCUUCAUAUUAACCCCUGGUAUGGACAUGAACAGGAGGAUCUGUCCUCAUAUUAACCCCUGGUAUGGACAUGAACAGGAGGAUAUGUCCUCAUAUUAACCCCUGGUAUGGACAUGAACAGGAGGAUCUGUCCUUCAUAUUAACCCCUGGUAUGGACAUGAACAGGAUGAUCUGUCCUUCAUAUUAUCCCCUUGGUAUGGACAUGAACAGGAGGAUAUGUCCUCAUAUUAACCCCUUGGUAUGGACAUGAACAGGAGGAUCUGUCCUCAUAUUAACCCCUGGUAUGGACAUGAACAGGAGGAUCUGUCCUCAUAUUAACCCCUGGUAUGGACAUGAACAGGAGGAUCUGUCCUUCAUAUUAACCCCUGGUAUGGACAUGAACAGGAGGAUCUGUCCUUCAUAUUAACCCCUUGGUAUGGACAUGAACAGGAGGAUAUGUCCUCAUAUUAACCCCUGGUAUGGACAUGAACAGGAGGAUCUGUCCUCAUAUUAACCCCUUGGUAUGGACAUGAACAGGAGGAUCUGUCCUCAUAUUAACCCCUGGUAUGGACAUGAACAGCAGGAUAUGUCCUCAUAUUAACCCCUGGUAUGGACAUGAACAGGAGGAUCUGUCCUCAUAUUAACCCCUGGUAUGGACAUGAACAGGAGGAUAUGUCCUCAUAUUAACCCCUGGUAUGGACAUGAACAGCAGGAUAUGUCCUCAUAUUAACCCCUGGUAUGGACAUGAACAGGAGGAUCUGUCCUCAUAUUAACCCCUUGGUAUGGACAUGAACAGGAGGAUAUGUCCUCAUAUUAACCCCUUGGUAUGGACAUGAACAGGAGGAUCUGUCCUCAUAUUAACCCCUUGGUAUGGACAUGAACAGGAGGAUCUGUCCUCAUAUUAACCCCUGGUAUGGACAUGAACAGGAGGAUCUGUCCUCAUAUUAACCCCUGGUAUGGACAUGAACAGGAGGAUCUGUCCUCAUAUUAACCCCUUGGUAUUUGCGUAUCCUGUCCAGGCAGAGAAGAUCAAGAAGAAGAGGGGUUCCCUCAUGGGGACGUUCCACGUGGCUCACAGCUCCUCACUGGACGACGUUGACACCAAGAUCCUGGAGGCCAAGUGAGACACACACACUUGUUUUUCUAUCCUCGUGGGGAUCUAAAAAUUUAUUUCCAUUCAAAAUCAUAUUUUCCCUAACCUUAACCUUAACCCCUAACCCUAAUCCUAACCCCUAAAUUUAAAAUAGCCUUUUUCCUCAUGGGUAGGUGGGGAUUUCAGGUCCCCACGAGGAUGGAAGUACAAGAUCACACACACAGACACACACACACACACACACACACACACACACACACACAGACAGACACACACAUACACACACACACACACACACACACACACACACACACACACACAGACACACAGACACACACACACACACACACAGUGUUAAUUGAGUCAACAAUAACUAUGACAAAAAAUACUUGUCAACAACUUAUUUUUCCUGACUAAAACUAUGAGGAUAACGAGAUUACUUUUCAUUUCAGUCGAUGAAAAUGUGACGAGACGAGAAUUCCACAUGAGAUGAACGGACAUUUACAUUUAACUCUACUUUGCAUCCGUUUUGGUUCAACCCUAAACACGAAGAAUAUUAAUCAUGCAAUCCUCUCAUUGGGCAGAAUUAAACAUCUUUCAGUUGGGUGAAUCUGAUUGGGCUGAUCUGACCCGGCUCCUCCCACACAGCUCCCAGGCAGUCACUCUUCAGUCACUCUUCAGUCACUCUUCAAUAUUUUGAAGUGAUGUCAAACCAGGACACUGGACUUGUAUCUGACCUCAACUAGGAACAAUGUUAAAUCAAAUCAAAUCAAAUCAAAUUUUAUUGGCCACAUGCGCCGAAUACAACAGGUGCAGACAUUACAGUGAAAUGUUUACUUACAGCCCUUAACCAACAGUGCAUUUAUUUUUAACAAAAAAAAGUAAAAAUAAAACAACAACAAAAAAGUGUUGAGAAAAAAAGAGCAGAAGUAAAAUAAAAUAACAGUAGGGAGGCUAUAUAUACAGGGGGGUACCUUAACGCUCUCUCUUACUGUCGUGGAGGCUAUUUCUGCUUUGAUCACCUCAGAAGCUCUAAUGUCCAAUGUGUGCUGUUAUUCGAUCAUCUGUGCCCACGGUCCGCAAAUGCGAGUUGCGGUUGCUUUUCUCCUAUGGGGAAAAACUAAAAAAGCAAAUGCUAUUUUGUUGAAUAAAUUUUUUGUUAAAGGUCCGUGCUAUCAGGGAUCCUUGGGACGUCCCUACCCCAUUGAAGUUGACAUUUUAAAAUGGUUAUGGUAAGGGUUAAUUAAGGUGAGGGUUAGGUAAGGUGUAGGCCUCCUUUAGCUCAGUUGGUAGAGCAUGGCGCUUGCAACAGCCAGGGUUGUGGGUUUGAUUCCCACGGUGGGCCAGUAUGAAAAAUGUAUGCACUCACUAAACUGUAAGUCGCUCUGGAUAAGAGCGUCUGCUAAAUGAAAAAAAAAAGAAGUAAGGGUUAAGGUUAGGGACGUCCCAAGGAUCCCAGAUAACCUUUUUGUAAAGCUCAAAUUCUCCCUUUUCAAGGAAAACGCUGUUAUUUACCCCCUUGGCGGUUAUGAUGGGGAGAAAAUCAGAGCUGUACAUUGUUUAACCUGUAGCCAAGGCUUUAUAGGCUACUGUAUAUGAUUAAUUAUGGCUGGCAUUGGUUACAAUCUGCCUGAAUAUUGAUGUUGCCAGCUAAGGUAUAGGAGGGGACAGUAGUCCUAGCUGGACAAGGCUAUCUGAAUAGGAGGGGACAGUAGUCCUAGCUGGACAAGGCUAUCUGAAUAGGAGGGGACAGUAGUCCUAGCUGGACAAGGCUAUCUGAAUGGGAGGGGACAGUAGUCCUAGCUGGACAAGGCUAUCUGAAUGGGAGGGGACAGUAGUCCUAGCUGGACAAGGCUAUCUGAAUAGGAGGGGACAGUAGUCCUAGCUGGACAAGGCUAUCUGAAUAGGAGGGGACAGUAGUCCUAGCUGGACAAGGCUAUCUGAAUGGGAGGGGACAGUAGUCCUAGCUGGACAAGGCUAUCUGAAUGGGAGGGGACAGUAGUCCUAGCUGGACAAGGCUAUCUGAAUAGGAGGGGACAGUAGUCCUAGCUGGACAAGGCUAUCUGAAUGGGAGGGGACAGUAGGCCUAGCUGGACAAGGCUAUCUGAAUAGGAGGGGACAGUAGUCCUAGCUGGACAAGGCUAUCUGAAUAGGAGGGGACAGUAGUCCUAGCUGGACAAGGCUAUCUGAAUAGGAGGGGACAGUAGUCCUAGCUGGACAAGGCUAUCUGAAUAGGAGGGGACAGUAGGCCUAGCUGGACAAGGCUAUCUGAAUAGGAGGGGACAGUAGUCCUAGCUGGACAAGGCUAUCUGAAUAGGAGGGGACAGUAGUCCUAGCUGGACAAGGCUAUCUGAAUGGGAGGGGACAGUAGUCCUAGCUGGACAAGGCUAUCUGAAUAGGAGGGGACAGUAGUCCUAGCUGGACAAGGCUAUCUGAAUAGGAGGGGACAGUAGUCCUAGCUGGACAAGACUAUCUGAAUAGGAGGGGACAGUAGUCCUAGCUGGACAAGGCUAUCUGAAUGGGAGGGGACAGUAGUGCUAACUGUGCCACUAGAGAUCCUGGUUCGAAUCCAGGCUCUGUCGCAGCCGGCCGUGACCUGGAGACUCAUGGGCGGCGCACAAUUGGCCCAGCGUCGUCCAGGGUAGGGGAGCGAAUGGCCGGCAGGGUAGGGGAGGGAAUGUAGCUCAGUUGAUAGAGCAUGGCGUUUGCAACGCCAGGGUUGUGGGUUUGAUUCCCACGGGGGGCCAGUAUAAAAAAAUUAAUAAAAAAAUAUGUAUUCACUAACUGUAAGUCGCUCUGGAUAAGAGCGUCUGCUAAAUGACUAAAAUGUAAAUGUAAAAUGUAGUCCUAGCUGGACAAGACUAUCUGAAUGGGAGGGGACAGUAGUCCUAGCUGGACAAGGCUAUCUGAAUGGGAGGGGACAGUAGUCCUAGCUGGACAAGGCUAUCUGAAUAGGAGGGGACAGUAGUCCUAGCUGGACAAGGCUAUCUGAAUAGGAGGGGACAGUAGUCCUAGCUGGACAAGGCUAUCUGAAUGGGAGGGGACAGUAGUCCUAGCUGGACAAGGCUAUCUGAAUAGGAGGGGACAGUAGUCCUAGCUGGACAAGGCUAUCUGAAUGGGAGGGGACAGUAGUCCUAGCUGGACAAGGCUAUCUGAAUAGGAGGGGACAGUAGUCCUAGCUGGACAAGGCUAUCUGAAUGGGACAUGAUGGAAGUUAGAGGAAGCCUAAAUAUUCAUUAUUAAAUAGAAAACAAUGACUAUUAUGUGACUAAAAUUACUGACUAAAACUAGACUAAAGUUGUCCAGAGUUUCAGUGGACUGAUAAUAACUAAAACUAGACUAAAGUUGUCCAGAGUUUUAGUGGACUGAUAAUAACUAAAACUAGACUAAAGUUGUCCAGAGUUUUAGUGGACUGAUAAUAACUCAAACUAGACUAAAGUUGUCCAGAGUUUCAGUGGACUGAUAAUAACUAAAACUAGAGUAAAGUUGUCCAGAGUUUCAGUUGACUGAUAAUAACUAAAACUAGACUAAAGUUGUCCAGAGUUUUAGUGGACUGAUAAUAACUAAAACUAGACUAAAGUUGUCCAGAGUUUUAGUGGACUGAUAAUAACUAAAACUAGACUAAAGUUGUCCAGAGUUUCAGUCGACUGAUAAUAACUAAAACUAGACUAAAGUUGUCCAGAGUUUUAGUGGACUGAUAAUAACUAAAACUAGACUAAAGUUGUCCAGAGUUUUAGUGGACUGAUAAUAACUAAAACUAGACUAAAGUUGUCCAGAGUUUCAGUCGACUGAUAAUAACUAAAACUAGACUAAAGUUGUCCAGAGUUUUAGUGGACUGAUAAUAACUAAAACUAGACUAAAGUUGUCCAGAGUUUUAGUGGACUGAUAAUAACUAAAACUAGACUAAAGUUGUCCAGAGUUUUAGUGGACUGAUAAUAACUAAAAUUAGACUAAAGUUGUCCAGAGUUUUAGUGGACUGAUAAUAACUAAAACUAGACUAAAGUUGUCCAGAGUUUUAGUGGACUGAUAAUAACUAAAACUAGACUAAAGUUGUCCAGAGUUUCAGUCGACUGAUAAUAACUAAAACUAGACUAAAGUUGUCCAGAGUUUCAGUGGACUGAUAAUAACUAAAACUAGACUAAAGUUGUCCAGAGUUUCAGUCGACUGAUAAUAACUAAAACUAGACUAAAGUUGUCCAGAGUUUUAGUGGACUGAUAAUAACUAAAACUAGACUAAAGUUGUCCAGAGUUUUAGUGGACUGAUAAUAACUAAAACUAGACUAAAGUUGUCCAGAGUUUCAGUGGCAUGAUAAUAACUAAAACUAGACUAAAGUUGUCCAGAGUUUCAGUGGACUGAUAAUAACUAAAACUAACGAAGGAUGAGAUGACUAAAAUGUGACUAAGACUAAAAGGUAUUUUAAGACUAAAACUACAUCUAAAAUAGCUGCCACACACACACACACACACACGUUAACAUGUUGUUCUUUUGUGAAGGAGUUGACAUGUUUUUGUGAUGGAGUUGACGUGUUCUUUGUGACGGAGUUGACAUGUUUUUUUGUGAUGGAGUUCACUUGUGUUUUGUGACAGAGUGGACAUGUUUUUUUGUGACAGUUGACUUUGUUGUGUCACAGUAACACACUAAACUGAUGCAUGUUGUGUUGACAUAGCUGACAUGAUACUAUAUUAUAACAGUCGGCCACUUGUGCGUUGGAUCACAGGAACGCCCUGUCAGAAGCAACCAGCUGACAUAAACUGUGCUUUUGACAUCCCUCACAGGAACGCCCUGUCAGAAGUCACGGCCUGCCUACGCGAGCGUCUCCACCGCUGGCAGCAGAUAGAGCGUCUGUGUGGUUUCCCUCUCCUCAGGAACUCUGGCCUGGCCAGCCUGACCGCCACGCUGUAUUCAGACUCUAACUGGGUGGCGAUGCCCAGGGUGUCUGUUCCCACCUUCCCCUCCUGCCAUGGAUCAAUACAAGGCUCUCUGGAGGAUCUGAUGGAAGACCCCUCGGCACACAUCUUAGGUAGGUUAGAGCGAUCAGUCGCUCGGCUGGUCAAUAUAAUGAACAUAUAAUAUGGUCAUUAAGCAGACAUGUUUAAGCAAAGAGAUUAACAGCACGGUGAGUGUAUGUGUAUGGGAUCACCGUGGUAAUCAAUCAAUCUCAAAAUAUAUGUUAAAAAGACAUCCCCAUAAAAGACAAACAAUAACUUGCAUUUGUCUUUUUCCUAGUAGCUGACUUUGCUGAUCACGUCUUUAUUGAGGAAAAAUGUGCUUACUAUGACUGAGAUAUGUGGUUGUCUCUGGAUAAGAGAGUGUGCUAAAGUAAUACAAUGUAAAAUAUCAAUCAAUCAAUAUUUAUUAUUACAAAGGAAAAAAAAUUGAGCACAAAAAGUGUCUAUCGGAUAAGUUACACGGAUGUACGUCCAAAAACAUUAUGAUAACCGUUUUAGAUACUGUUUUGAAGCAUUCUUUGAAUGGGUCAGACUGCCUGUAUCUCUGACCUAUGACCUUUGACCUUUAUUGAUCCUUCACCUCCCAUCAGUUCCUAGGGUUGCAAUGCUCUGGCAACUUUCCCAACAUUCCCAGAAUUUUGAGAAUAUUUGGUAUUAACGGCUCAUAACACUAUUACAACUUUCAUGAAUAUGUACAGUAUUAAUUAGUACUCAUUUAUUAAUAGUCUACAUUCUAUUAAUAAAUGAUUAUUUCAUUUUUAGUGGAUUAUACAUGACAGUUAAUAUAAAAAGUGUAACCUUUUGGAAACUUUGGGAAUUUUUACUUUUAUCAUAAUUCUUUAGAAAAUUAGAAAAUGAUCUGUGCGCCCUUAAUAAUAAUAAUAAUAAUAAUAAUAAUACAACAUUUUAUUUUGCGCUUUCAAGAUACCCAAGGACAUUUACAGAGUAACACAUACAAUGGCAAACAUAACUAUUCUAAAAUACUCAAAGCAAAAUACAUUUACAUUUACAUUUACAUUUUAGUCAUUUAGCAGAUGCUCUUAUCCAGAGCGACUUACAGUUAGUGAGUGCAUACACUAUUUAUUGAAGGCGCAUAAAAUAGCUAAUAUAUCAUGACAAUACUAAAAUACUACAAGCAAAAUGCAUUACAACAAAGGAGCAUGGCACCCAAAUAAUAGUAAGAUCAAUAAUACAAGGGGAAACGACAAGGAAAAGGUCCUCAAGGCAGUUCAAAUGAGAGUCUACUUCAACAAUCUCUGCAGCAACAAGGACACGGCCCUCAAGACUGUUAAAAUGAGAGCAUACUUCAACAAUCUCUGCAGCAACAAGGACAAGGCCCUCAAGACUGUUAAAAUGAGAGCAUACUUCAACAAUCUCUGCAACAACAAGGACCUCAAGGCAGUUCAAAUGAGAGUCUACUUCAACAAUCUCUGCAGCAACAAGGACAAGGUCCUCAAGGCAGUUCAAAUGAGAGGCUACUUCAACAAUCUCUGCAGCAACAAGGACCUCAAGACAGUUCAAAUGAGAGUCUACUUCAACAACCUCUGCAGCAACAAGGACAAGGUCCUCAAGGCAGUUCAAAUGAGAGUCUACUUCAACAACCUCUGCAACAACAAGGACAAGGUCCUCAAGGCAGUUCAAAUGAAAGGCUACUUCAACAACCUCUGCAACUCUACACAAGUCCUUAGAUAAGUUGUUAUGCAUGAGUUAUUAGUAGACUAAACAUAUUGUUAAGGAGAAACAAAUACAUCUAAAUUAGAAUUUUAGCAAUUGAUUUGAGAUCAUUUAGCCAUGUUUGGAAUGUUGCACAUUAAGCCUUUAAGAUUUAAAUGAGAAAUAACCCUUCGUCAAAGAAUAUGUCGUUCUUACUAACAGUCAUCAUUACUGCAUUUAACAUACCUAAGUGGUUCUCAAACCUGUCCUUGGGGACCCCCAGACGUUUCACCAUUUUGUUGUAGCCCUGAAUUAGGGCUUGAUGAUUAGUCGACCAGUUGAAUCAGGUGUGCCAGCUCUGGAAUAGAUCAAAUAUCUGGAAUGGCUGGGGGUCCUGAGGAGAGGUUGGAGAACCGCUGCCAUACCUGAUUCAAGGUUAGCUGCUUUAGUUGAAUCAGGUUUAGUUUGAUCUUUGUGAGCUUUUCCAUUAAUAGGUUUUGUCACGCCUGCUCCCGCUCCCCCUCCCUGCUGCCCAUCAUUACACCUGUCACCAUGGUUACACACAUCAGCGCUUCAUUGGACUCACCAGGACUUCAUCACUGCUUUAUUACCUCCCCUAUAUCUGUCUGUUCCUCAGUUUGAUCCCCGUGUCAGCAUUAAUGUCGUUAUGUUUCCCAUGUCCAGAUGCUGUCCGUGUUUUGUUUCAUGUCUGUUUAUAUUAAAUGUUCACUCCUUGCUUCUCAUCUCUCAGCGUCUGUCCUUACAGAAUGCUGACACCACAAUUGGAAGCGUCAGGGAGUUUUUUGUUGUUGUUGUUGUUGGGGACGUCGGGUCCGGGUGCCGCUGCCGAAGCAACCGGGGAUGCUGGUUCAAGAGGCUCACAAGCCUUGGUUGACUCGGCAGGCUCUCACCCCACACCUCAGCCGGCUCGUCAGGCUUCCACGCCUCAUCCAGCUCGUCAGGCUUCCACGCCUCAGCCGGCUCGUCAGGCUUCCACGCCUCAUCCGGCUCGUCAGGCUUCCACGCCUCAGCCGGCUCGUCAGGUUUCCACGCCUCAGCCGGCUCGUCAGGCUUCCGCACCUCAUCCGGCUCAUCAGGUUUCCACACCUCAGCUGGCUCGUCAGGCUUCCACGCAUCAGCAGGCUCGUCAGGCUUCCACGCCUCAGCUGGUUCGUCAGGCUUCCAUGCCUCAUCCGGCUCAUCAGAUUUCCACACCUCAGCUGGCUCGUCAGGCUUCCACGCCUCAUCCGGCUCGUCAGGCUUCCACGCCUCAGCUGGCUCGUCAGGUUUCCACGCCUCAUCCGGCUCGUCAGGUUUCCACGCCUCAUCCGGCUCGUCAGGCUUCCACGCCUCAGCUGGCUCGUCAGGCUUCCACGCCUCAGCUGGCUCGUCAGGCAUCCACGCCUCAUCCGGCUCAUCAGGCUUCCACGCCUCAUCCGGCUCGUCAGGCUUCCACGCCUCAGCUGGUUCGUCAGGCUUCCACGCCUCAUCCGGCUCAUCAGGUUUCCACACCUCAGCUGGCUCAUCAGGUUUCCACGUCUCAGCCGGCUCGUCAGGUUUCCACGCCUCAUCCGGCUCGUCAGGCUUCCACGCCUCAGCCGGCUCGUCAGGUUUCCACGCCUCAGCCGGCUCGUCAGGCUUCCGCACCUCAUCCGGCUCAUCAGGUUUCCACACCUCAGCUGGCUCGUCAGGCUUCCACGCAUCAGCAGGCUCGUCAGGCUUCCACGCCUCAGCUGGUUCGUCAGGCUUCCAUGCCUCAUCCGGCUCAUCAGAUUUCCACACCUCAGCUGGCUCGUCAGGCUUCCACGCCUCAUCCGGCUCGUCAGGCUUCCACGCCUCAGCUGGCUCGUCAGGUUUCCACGCCUCAUCCGGCUCGUCAGGUUUCCACGCCUCAUCCGGCUCGUCAGGCUUCCACGCCUCAGCUGGCUCGUCAGGCUUCCACGCCUCAGCUGGCUCGUCAGGCAUCCACGCCUCAUCCGGCUCAUCAGGCUUCCACGCAUCAGCCGGCUCGUCAGGCUUCCACGCCUCAGCUGGUUCGUCAGGCUUCCACGCCUCAUCCGGCUCAUCAGGUUUCCACACCUCAGCUGGCUCAUCAGGUUUCCACGUCUCAGCCGGCUCGUCAGGUUUCCACGCCUCAUCCGGCUCGUCAGGCUUCCACGCCUCAGCUGGCUCGUCAGGCAUCCACGCCUCAUCCGGCUCAUCAGGCUUCCACGCCUCAUCCGGCUCAUCAGGCUUCCACGCCUCAGCCGGCUCGUCAGGUUUCCACGCCCCCAGCCGGCUCGUCAGGCUUCCACACCUCAGCCGGCUCGUCAGGUUUCCACGCCUCAGCCGGCUCGUCAGGCUUCCACGCCUCAUCCGGCUCAUCAGGUUUCCACGUCUCAGCCAGCUUGUCAGGUUUCCACGCCUCAACCGGCUUGUCAGGCUCGACAGGUUCCCACUCCUCGGCCAGCUCGUCAGGCUCGCUCAGGUGACACCGGGUGGCGUCCCUAGAGGGGGGGGGGGGGGGGGGGGGGGGGGGGGGGGUUGUACUGUCAUGCCUGCUCCCGCUCCCCCUCCCUGCUGCCCAUCGUUACACACAUCAGCGCUUCAUUGGACUCACCAGGACUUCAUCACUGCUUUAUUACCUCCCCUAUAUCUGUCUGUUCCUCAGUUUGAUCCCUGUGUUGCCUCCCCUAUAUCUGUCUGUUCCUCAGUCUGAUCCCUGUGUUGCCUCCCCUAUAUCUGUCUGUUCCUCAGUUUGAUCCCUGUGUUGCCUCCCCUAUAUCUGUCUGUUCCUCAGUCUGAUCCCUGUGUUACCUCCUCUAUAUCUGUCUGUUCCUCAGUUUGAUCCCUGUGUUGCCUCCCCUAUAUAUGUCUGUUCCUCAGUUUGAUCCCUGUGUUGCCUCCUCUAUAUCUGUCUGUUCCUCAGUUUGAUCCCUGUGUUGCCUCCCCUAUAUCUGUCUGUUCCUCAGUCUGAUCCCUGUGUUACCUCCCCUAUAUCUGACUGUUCCUCAGUCUGAUCCCUGUGUUGCCUCCCCUAUAUCUGUCUGUUCCUCAGUUUGAUCCCUGUGUUGCCUCCCCUAUAUCUGACUGUUCCUCAGUCUGAUCCCUGUGUUGCCUCCCCUAUAUCUGACUGUUCCUCAGUCUGAUCCCUGUGUUGCCUCCCCUAUAUCUGACUGUUCCUCAGUCUGAUCCCUGUGUUACCUCCCCUAUAUCUGACUGUUCCUCAGUCUGAUCCCCGUGUUACCUCCCCUAUAUCUGACUGUUCCUCAGUUUGAUCCCUGUGUUGCCUCCCCUAUAUCUGUCUGUUCCUCAGUCUGAUCCCUGUGUUACCUCCCCUAUAUCUGACUGUUCCUCAGGUUGAUCCCUGUGUUGCCUCCCCUAUAUCUGUCUGUUCCUCAGUUUGAUCCCUGUGUUGCCUCCCCUAUAUCUGUCUGUUUCUCAGUCUGAUCCCUGUGUUACCUCCCCUAUAUCUGACUGUUCCUCAGUUUGAUCCCUGUGUUGCCUCCCCUAUAUCUGACUGUUCCUCAGUCUGAUCCCUGUGUUACCUCCCCUAUAUCUGACUGUUCCUCAGUCUGAUCCCUGUGUUACCUCCCCUAUAUCUGACUGUUCCUCAGUUUGAUCCCUGUGUUGCCUCCCCUAUAUCUGACUGUUCCUCAGUCUGAUCCCUGUGUUACCUCCCCUAUAUCUGACUGUUCCUCAGUCUGAUCCCCGUGUUACCUCCCCUAUAUCUGACUGUUCCUCAGUCUGAUCCCUGUGUUACCUCCCCUAUAUCUGACUGUUCCUCAGUCUGAUCCCUGUGUUACCUUCCCUAUAUCUGACUGUUCCUCAGUUUGAUCCCUGUGUUGCCUCCCCUAUAUCUGACUGUUCCUCAGUCUGAUCCCUGUGUUACCUCCCCUAUAUCUGACUGUUCCUCAGUCUGAUCCCUGUGUUACCUCCCCUAUAUCUGACUGUUCCUCAGUCUGAUCCCUGUGUUGCCUCCCCUAUAUCUGUCUGUUCCUCAGUUUGUUGCAUUGUUAUUGUUUUGUUUCUCUCGUCCAGAUGCUGUUCUUGCUUUGUUUCAUGUCUAUUUAUUAUUAAAUCCUCACCUUGUACUUGCCUCCUGUCUCAGGUUUUCCAUAAAAUUAACCAAAUUAAAACAAUUCCCAAACAUUUCCCAAAAAGUGUCCGCAAAAUUCCAGAAUACAUAUUUCUGGGAAAAAUUUUUAAGUUACCGGGAAAAUUCCCUUCCCUUUGCAACCCUAGUUCCACCAAUGAAGCGCUCCCCUCGCUCUCGUGGCUCUACCUCCACCGUGUGUCGUCAACGGCGUUCCGGACACGCCUCCUCCUCCUCUUCCUCCUCCUUCUCCUCCGAACCUGAUAUCCUGAUCCCUAUCCACACCCCGCUCCCCUGCUUCGAGGAAGAGGAGCAGAUCUUCAUCAACGCCCAGCGGAGAGGGUGAGUGACUUAUCAGAUAGUAGAGUCGCACAAUUUAAAUUCAGUCAAUUUAGGAAGUAAACUGACAUUCCAAUUCUGAUUGCAAUUUUCUUCAACGCUUCUCUGUGCCCACUGAUUACAAGGUGACUCACGGUGACACUCACAGUAUUUUCAAUGUAUGAUUGAAACUACAUGAAUCUUGACAGAAUCUUUCUUUAUCUUUUCCUUUCUCUCCCUCUCUCUCUUUCUUUCUCACCCUCACCCUCUCUCUCUCUCUCUCUCUUCUCUCUCUCUCUCUCUCUCUACAGAGAUUCUCGGGAGAUGUAUUCAGACACCGAUUACAGGACCCCUCCUGUCAGCAGAAGGUCAGCAGAACCUUCCGGAACGGAAUCCCCCAUUCGGAAGAUAUCUAGAGAAGAACUGGAAGCUUCCUCGGAUGCAGCCACAUCGAAGACAUCAUCUAAAGACGAGCCGGACUCUUCUUCUGCGGAAAACACAGAUCCAAGAAAAAUACAAAGAGUCAAAAGUGAGACUUCCAUGGACACCUCCGCCGACACAGCAGCCAAAAAGAUAUUGGGUCGUUCGAUGGACAGUGUCUCGAGGAAGUCGUCCAGAGAUGAGUAUCACGAGGUUCCGUUGGAGAUUCAUGUCUCAAAGAAGAGGUCUCUGCUAUCUACAGCCAUGAUGGGUGUGUCUCUGGACACCGGCUCCAGACAGAUGAUGAGAGAGAGCAGGGGGGAAGUCUCAUUCGACAACACCAUGAGAGCAAGGCCCAGAGAAGAAAUGGUGGAGGCCAUUGGAACGCCAACGAGAAGGAUAUCCCGAGAGGAGGAGGAGGACUUCUUAGCCGACAGCACUCAGAGGAGGAUGGCGAUGGCCAGAGACAAACUGACGCUUCAUCUGGACAGCAGCUCUUCUCACAAGGUGCUCAGGAAGAAGAUAGAGUUCCCAGUGGAACUGUCUUCCACCGCCGCGAGGAAGAUAUCGAGAGAAGAACACCGCGAGAUGUGCUCUCACACUCGCAGACGAACAAACAGCGAUAAGAUUGACAGAUCCAUAGACACUCCCACUGGGAAGAUCUCCCCGAACAGGGUAGAUGGCGCCCCGGAAAUCCCCAAACGGAGGAUAUCCAGGGAGGCGUACGCGGGGUCGUCCCAGUUGUGUCAGUGUCCCCAGGUUUUGGAUCAAGGUCAGUUCGGACAACCUGACCUCACCUUGUCCACGCCAUGGAAACAAACCCAGACCUCUGACCCUUACACCUCCGAGCACCUGACUGAACUGGUGUAUGACGGAAUCCUGGAGAAGUCCUGCAUCACCCCAGCCACGACCCCUGACCUGCCCCAGAGGAUCACGGAAGGAGGAGAAGGAGAAGGGAAUCCUCCUGUUCCGCCCCCGAGGAGCGCCCGGUCCCUGAACACGUUGCCCCCUGAGAUGAGAGGCGAGAGACACCACAAGGACAAAGACAAAAGCACCAAGUCGUCCAAACUCAAGAACCUUUUUAAGAAGAGGAAAGAUUGUUCCCCAGAACGGCCACAAGGGGGCCUGAACAAACUCUGA
Molecule: messenger RNA, 18939 nt
Organism: Coregonus sp. 'balchen'
Lineage: Eukaryota; Metazoa; Chordata; Actinopteri; Salmoniformes; Salmonidae
Source: the annotation of a GenBank genome assembly